CGUUGUUGUAGGCUGUAUACCUCUGUUGGCUUACAAGUAAGGGGAGAUACUGAGAUGGAGGCGUACUCAGAGGAGGACCUGAGGAAGCUGAUCGCUUCCUUCCGCGAGGGUCUUGAGCUGUAUAACAAAACGCUCUCAGAAUCGCUUGAAGACGUGAGAAAUGAGCCAUUGGAGAACCCAAACAGUGAACUGUCCAAGCUGGCGCAGCUGCUAUACGCCCAUGCCACGAAGAUUGGGAUUGCGUUCAGACCACCUGUGAGCAUCAAUGCGAGCUAUGAACAGCUGCGAGAGACUUCGUCGAAACUGCUGCUGAUUGUUGGGCUGGUUGCGCAGUUUGAGCCUCGAGCAUGGUCCCAGUUGUACCAUGAUGAGGUAGUGUCACAGGUACGGGAGGUGAUCAGUGCCUUCAUAACGUUGUUGGAUGAGCUGGAGCAGUUGGACUUCACGGACGAUUCCAGCGAGAACAGCGAAGGAAGACUGAUCUCUGUCGGCAAGGUUUGGGAUAGUUGUAAGUCACUCGAAGAACUGAUGUCGUUGGGAAACAUUGGGCUCUUGAGUAAACAGAUCAAGUUGAGCAUCGGUAUCGUGGAGGAUGCUUCCUCAGAGCUAUCAGAAUGGCUGCUUGAUCCUUAUGUUGAAACGGAUAUUCUCAUCGGCCAGGAUAAAGAGGGAGAAGACGAUGACGACGACGAUGAGGUUUCACAUGAUACACUCGAAUUCGCCAACCAGUGGAUAACAAAGGUCAAGAUGCUCAAGCUGCUGUUGAGUUCCCUUGCCAAGUCAUUACCUACAAAGGUGGCUGAUGGAUCUUUGCUUGAUCAGUUCAACAAGGAACAGAAGAGUCUGUCUGCAAACGUUGAUGACCUCGUGUGCGAUAUCUUUCUAAACCAAGAUAAGGAACAAUUGGAUCAAAAUGCGCAAAGGGUUCAAGAUCAGAGUAAACUCCUCAUCAAGUUAGUAAGAGACCUGAACAAAGGGGACGAUAAGAAGACCAUGUGGUUAGACCUUUGGCUGGAGAAAUUUCAACAUUAGUAUACAAUAAAUAGACCGUCAAUUGAGUUAUAAUCAUACACUACUUCUAAGGAUUGGUGUUUUUUUGUCAUAUUCUAUCUAAUGAUCCACCCAUGAAUAGCAAUAUCACCAUUCAUCU
Molecule: messenger RNA, 1150 nt
Organism: Williopsis jadinii
Lineage: Eukaryota; Fungi; Ascomycota; Saccharomycetes; Phaffomycetales; Wickerhamomycetaceae
Exons: 1
Coding region: 55-1032 (325 amino acids)
Biological process (GO): regulation of cell cycle
Cellular component (GO): nucleus
Source: RefSeq, a predicted model, not a curated record